Limulus polyphemus (Atlantic horseshoe crab) is the source of this 590-nucleotide messenger RNA. RefSeq names its product tigger transposable element-derived protein 4-like. The annotation marks the transcript as partial. The record is from RefSeq and is a predicted model, not a curated record. NCBI's taxonomy places the organism in Eukaryota, Metazoa, Arthropoda, Merostomata, Xiphosura, Limulidae. Gene Ontology annotation, cellular component: nucleus. Gene Ontology annotation, molecular function: DNA binding. The transcript has a single exon.
CAAAGACCAAAUUCAAAGACUUGUCAAAAGAAAAGCUGAAGUUUUAAAUGACUAUGAAAAUAAUGCCCCGGCUGAACGCCAGAGAAAAAUUAGAAAGACCGGCAAUGAAGAAAUUAAUGAGUUGAACUGGAAAUGGUUCAUAGAUGUCACCACUAGACGUGUUCCUGUCAACGGCCCACUAAUCCAAGCACAAGCUUUAUGUUUUGCUUCUGACCUGAAGAUUGACACAUUUCAUGCUUCUAAUGGCUGGUUAGAAAGUUUUUUGAAAAGACACAACAUUGUUCUUGGCACAACCAGUGGAGAGAGUGGUGAUGUGGACCGAAAUGUUGUUUCUGAUUGGAAAGAAAAACUUCCUACAGUUUGUAAAGGCUACAGACCCCAGGAUAUCUUCAAUAUGGAUGAAACAGGUUUAUUUUUCCGACACAGCAGUACAAAUAAAACUUACUAUGUGAAGGGCAGUGACUGUGCAGAUGGCAAGCAAUCAAAAGAAUGCAUGACUAUUGGCUUAUGUGCUUCAAUGACAGGAGAAAAACUGACCCCCAUUGUGACCCCCAAGCUGCUUCAAAACCAUAAAUGUGAAAGCCCUGCAU